Vigna umbellata (rice bean) is the source of this 1102-nucleotide messenger RNA. RefSeq names its product proteasome subunit alpha type-6. The record is from RefSeq and is a predicted model, not a curated record. Gene Ontology annotation, biological process: ubiquitin-dependent protein catabolic process. Lineage: Eukaryota; Viridiplantae; Streptophyta; Magnoliopsida; Fabales; Fabaceae. Gene Ontology annotation, cellular component: proteasome core complex; proteasome core complex, alpha-subunit complex.
UCUUGAGUAGGAAGUUGAGAUCGACACUUUAAUACCGGAAGAGCACCGUCUCCACUCUCGACUUCUUCGUUGCACUUUCUCGAAAACCAAUACACCACUCUCGUCGCCGCCGUCGUCAUCGUCGUCGACCAUCGCAAGCGCUGUCGCACUCCGCCGUCAUCCGUUAGGGUUAAGAUGAGUCGAGGAAGUGGAGGCGGAUACGAUCGUCACAUCACUAUUUUCUCUCCCGAGGGACGCCUCUUUCAAGUUGAGUAUGCUUUCAAGGCUGUUAAGGCUGCUGGAAUCACCUCAAUCGGUGUCCGAGGAAAGGAUUCCAUUUGUGUUGUUACUCAGAAGAAGGUUCCGGAUAAGCUUUUGGACCAGACAAGUGUUACACACCUCUUUCCCAUCACAAAGUACCUUGGUUUGUUGGCGACUGGCAUGACAGCUGAUGCUAGGACACUGGUCCAACAAGCAAGAAAUGAAGCAGCUGAGUUUCGCUUUACAUAUGGAUAUGAGAUGCCUGUAGAUGUGUUAGCUAGAUGGAUUGCAGACAAAUCACAAGUCUAUACCCAACAUGCAUAUAUGAGACCACUUGGAGUAGUUGCUAUGGUUUUGGGUAUAGAUGAUGAAUACGGACCACAGCUUUACAAAUGUGAUCCUGCUGGUCAUUACUUUGGUCACAAGGCCACAAGUGCUGGAUUGAAGGACCAAGAGGCAAUUAAUUUCUUGGAAAAGAAGAUGAAGAAUGACCCUUCAUUUACUUAUGAGGAGACGGUGCAGACUGCCAUUUCUGCUCUCCAAUCAGUUCUUCAGGAGGAUUUUAAGGCCACUGAGAUUGAGGUUGGAGUGGUGCGAAAGGAUAAUCCAGAAUUCAGAGUUCUAACCACUGAGGAAAUUGAUGAGCACUUGACUGCAAUAAGUGAGCGUGACUGAGUUCUUAAUAGCAUGUAAUUGUUCAAUCUUUCUAAUGCUAGAUUAAAUUAUGCAUUUGCUUUCUCGGAUCACAUUCAACGAAUUGAUUUCCUUGUGAUAAUUUGAUUAGUAUGUAACCGAAGAAUGUUGUUGAAGAUGGUAUUUGCUUCCUAUUACAAGUUUAUUUGGGAGAACAUUUUAUGUUCAA